Molecule: messenger RNA, 1918 nt
Organism: Alligator sinensis (Chinese alligator)
Lineage: Eukaryota; Metazoa; Chordata; Crocodylia; Alligatoridae
Gene: LIN37
Product: lin-37 DREAM MuvB core complex component
Exons: 9
Coding region: 770-1534 (254 amino acids)
Biological process (GO): negative regulation of transcription by RNA polymerase II
Cellular component (GO): Myb complex; transcription repressor complex
Source: RefSeq, a predicted model, not a curated record
GGUUGGCGGGGGGCUGCCCCCGAGCUGAACACAGCGCGGGUGUCCCGGCCCGGCCCGGCCCCACCUGCGCUCCAUGGGGCCGGCUCCGGCGCGGGGUAAGCGCCUCCCCGGUCCCGGCGUCCGGGCCGCGCCGCAAACCGAACCUGCCGCCCAGCCCGUCUCCUAGCAACGGGAGGACCCCAAGCAUCACGGGAAGACCGCGCCCGCCCACAAUACCCCGCGGCCUCCGCACAAAAUGGCCGCCGGGCAUGGGCCGACGACGCUUCCGGGGGGCCGGGACUACCUCUCCCAUGGCGCCUCGCGCGGGCGUUCAAAAUGGCGGCCGAGAUGCCCGUGAAGCUCCGCGCGCAAGCUCCCAUGCUGCCCCGCGGACCCUAUAAUAUUCAAAAUGGCCGCCGCAGGCGGGGCAGAGCAGCCGAGGACUACAUUUCCCAUGAGACUUAGGGGUCUAGGACUACGACUCCCGGACUGAGCGCCGCUUCGGACACUAUUUCCUAUGAGCCCUCCGUGCUAAGCCUACGGCUCCCAUAGUGCAUCGCGCAGAGACCUCGAAUUCAAUAUGGCCGCCGUAGGAGGAGCCCGCCCUUUCCCAGCGCGAGCCCAGAUUGGGCGACGGUGAUGAUUGACAGCUCCGGGACCAAAGGGAGACCGGAACGAGGGGCGGGGCCCACAAGGACGCGGAGAACCCGGGCGUCCGGGGCUCCCGACCCCCCAGAUCCCCCUCGCGCCGAUCCCGGGCGCACGGGCUCCCGGCCCCCUGCCCUUCAGGAUGCUGCCGGUCAAAGUCAAAGUGGAGAAGCCCGACCUGGAGACAGCAAAUGCGCGGAGCCGCCUGGAUGCAGUGCUGCAGGGCCUGCUGGAGCGCAGCGACGGCGAGCGGGAGCAGAUGGACGAGGAUCCUGGGAAGCCGCCCAGCGACCCACUUGGCAAAGACUCCUCUCCCACAGCUGCCGGGAAGAGGCCCUCGGCUCGGUUCUCCCAUCACCGGCGCAAGAAGAGGAAGGAGACAGACGAUGGGUUGACAGAAGGCGGCCAGCAGAGACAGAACACGUAUGUGAUCAAGCUGUUCGAUCGGAGUGUGGACCUGGCGCAGUUCCCCGAGGCGGCACCGCUCUACCCUGUCUGCCGUGCCUGGAUGCGCAACAGCCCUGGCCUGCGGGACCGCGACCCCGAGCGCUCCCCCAGCCCCGGCCCCGGGCCUGGCCUGCCCCCCCUGCCAGAGGAUGAUGAGGGGCCGGAGGGGCCGCCAGGCCAUGGCACAGACGUCUACAAGCUGCCCCCCCCAUGCCCCCUGCCCGAAGGCGCCCCUGGCCUGCCCACCCGGCCCCGUGUCCCCUCCCCGUUGGGGCCUGACAUCGCCGCCUCCCGGCCUGACGCACCCCCUGACCCAGUACCCAGCACCUCGGCCCUCAUCUACAAGAACAUGGAGCGAUGGAAGAAGAUCCGGCAGAGGUGGAAGGAGGCUUCUCACCGCAACCAGCUGCGCUACGCCGAAAGCAUGAAGAUCCUCAAGGAGAUGUACGAGCGGCAGUGACAGUCCCUGGCUCCGCCCACUCGAGACAGACCACGCCUCUUCCUCGAGCCCUACCCCUCUAAAUUCCUCCCCUGGGAUAACCCUGUCUUCUGUUGCCCUGUAUAUUUAAAUCCUAGUCUUCCACUGCCCUGUCUCUUUAAAUCCCUUUUCUGAGGUAAGCCCCACCCCCUUAAGCAUCCCCACUGUUUUCCUGUCCUGUGGCUUUACAUUUCUUAGGAUAAGCCCCGCCCCCUCGGUAAACCUGUUCUCUCUCUUUAAGUCCCUCCCUUGGGAUAAGCCCCACCUACCCCCCCCUCAGGUCCCUUCCCCAAAGGGGGGGCAUCCCUGUUGUACUCCACCUGGCCAAUAAACUGCCAUAACACCUAGGUCACCUCUGUGUGUGUG